GGGCUCCCACGGUUUAUUUCAAAGAUUCUCUUCUUUCUGACACUCCAAACUCGCAACCCUCCAAACACAAACGAUCCCAAUCUGGUCCACAGACCUCAAACAUAAACCGAACCCCGCACUACACUCAAUCAAUUACCCUCUCUCAUCUCUUUCUUUCUCUCUCUACAGCUACGAACAUGUCUCCGAAGCCAUCAGAGAACGGAACCGAAGGCGACGAUGAAAGAGAAGAAGGCGAAGAAGAUACAGAAGAGGACAAGGAGGAACAAGAGGAGGAGGAGGAAGAUGAGCCGAGGCUUAAGUAUCAGAGAAUGGGAGGCAACGUGCCUUCUCUUUUAUCGAGUGACGCCGCUUCUUGUGUCGCGGUUGCGGAACGGAUGAUCGCUCUUGGUACUCAUGGCGGUACCGUUCAUAUCCUCGAUUUCCUUGGUAAUCAGGUUAAGGAAUUUCGGGCUCAUACUGCUGCUGUCAAUGAUCUUUGCUUUGACCUAGAUGGUGAAUUCAUUGGAAGCUGUUCAGAUGAUGGGUCUGUUGUGAUUAUAAGUCUAUUCACAGAUGAGAAACAGAAAUUUGAGUAUCAUCGACCGAUGAAAGCCAUUGCAAUUGACCCAGAUUAUGCAAGGAAAGCAUCUAGGCGAUUUGUUACUGGUGGUUUGGCUGGAAACUUAUAUUUCAAUACAAAAAAAUGGUUAGGCUACCGUGAUCAGGUUUUACAUUCUGGGGAAGGUCCUAUCCAUGCUGUGAAAUGGAGAACAAGUUUAAUUGCAUGGGCUAAUGAUGCUGGAGUAAAAGUUUAUGAUGCUGCUAAUGAUCAACGUGUUACAUUUAUUGAAAGACCAAGAGGAAGCCCACGCCCUGAGCUUCUACUUCCCCACUUAGUUUGGCAGGAUGACGCCCUUCUUGUUAUUGGCUGGGGGACAGCUAUAAAGAUUGCAUCAAUAAAAACAAAUCAAGCAAGAGUUGCCCCAUUUGGUGACUCAUUGGUUGUUCUUGCUUAUAUACCCGGUGAAGAAGACGGAGAAAAGGAAUUUAGCAGCAGUGUUCCUUCACGACAAGGGAAUGCACAAAGACCAGAAGUGCACGUAGUGACAUGGAACAAUGAUGAGCUGGCGACAGAUGCAUUACCUGUACUUGGGUUUGAGCAUUACAAGGCGAAAGAUUAUUCUCUUGCUCAUGUUCCUUUUACAGGUAGCAGCUAUGCAGGAGGACAAUGGGCAGCUGGUGAUGAACCUUUAUACUAUGUUGUAUCCCCAAAAGAUGUAGUUAUUGCCAAACCUAGAGAUGCAGAAGAUCAUAUUAAUUGGCUUCUUCAACAUGGAUGGCAUGAGAAAGCUUUAGAAGCUGUUGAAGCUGGUCAGGGGCGUAGUGAGCUUCUUGAUGAGGUGGGAUCAAGGUAUCUUGAUCAUUUAAUUGUAGAAAGGAAAUAUGCAGAAGCAGCUUCUUUAUGUCCCAAAGUGUUGCGAGGUUCUGCAGCUGCAUGGGAGAGAUGGGUUUUCCAUUUUGCUCAUCUACGCCAGCUCCCCGUGUUAGUUCCAUACAUCCCAACAGAGAAUCCAGUCCUUCGUGAUACUGCUUAUGAGGUUGCUCUUGUAGCUCUGGCAACUAUUCCAUCUUCCCAUAAAGAUCUCCUAUCUGCUGUGAAAACAUGGCCACCUGCAAUAUACUCAGCAGUGCCUAUCAUUGCAGCUAUAGAGCCCCAACUUAACACCUCAUCCAUGACUAAUGAACUCAAAGAGGCACUGGCGGUUUUGUAUGAAAUUGAUGGGCAGUAUGAGAAAGCUUUUACACUUUAUGCUGAUCUUAUGAAGCCAGAUCUGUUUGAGUUUAUCGAGAAGCAUAACUUGCACGAUGCCAUUCCUGAGAAGGUGGCCCACCUAAUGUCGAUUGAUCAUAAACGUACAGUUUCAAUGUUAAUCCAGCACAGGGACUUAAUUACCCCUGCUGAAGUUGUUUCCCAACUUCUUGCUGCAAAAAAACAAGUGGAUUCCAGAUACUUUCUUCAUGAGUAUUUACAUGCGCUAUUUGAAGCCAACCCUCAUGCUGGUAGAGACUUUCAUGACAUGCAGGUUGAGCUUUAUGCGGAAUAUGAUAUAAAAAUGCUGCUUCCUUUCCUUCGGAGUAGUCAACAUUACAUGCUUGAAAAGGCAUAUGAAGUUUGUCUUAAGAAAGAUCUACUAAGCGAGCAAGUUUUCAUCCUUGGAAGAAUGGGAAAUGCAAAACAAGCCCUUGCUGUUAUUAUCGACAAACAAGGGGACAUAAAAGAGGCUGUAGAAUUUGUUAGCAUGCAGCAUGAUGAUGACCUGUGGGAAGAACUUAUUAGACAAUGUCUUGAUAAACCUGAAAUGGUUGGUGUUUUGUUAGAGCAUACUGUUGGUAAUCUUGAUCCUCUUUAUAUUGUGAAUAUUGUACCCAAUGGCUUGGAGAUCCCUCGGCUGAGGGACCGUUUAGUCAAAAUCAUCACAGAUUACAGAACCGAAACAUCUCUAAGACAUGGUUGUAACGAUAUACUCAAGGCGGAUAUAGUCAACCUUUUAGUCAAAUAUUACAAAGAAGCAAGACGUGCAAUAUACCUAACCGAUGCAGAAAGUGGGACCCGGUCAAACACAAACCCUCAGGACAGUAAUCCAAUGGAUCGACCCCCCGUCCUAAAAACCAUGGAGACAAAGUCAAAAACACGAGCAGACGGAAGGUGUUGCAUAUGUUUCGAGCCUUUACCCAUUCAGACAUCGGUUAUUGUAUUCUUUUGCUGUCAUGCCUACCACUUAAACUGUCUCAUUGACUCCACCAAUUCUAUUACCACCAACAAAAAAUCUAGUGACUCGUAUGAAAAUGGUGAUUAUAUUGACGAUGAAAAUGACCAAGAUACCCCUUCGGCUGGGUCCCGGAUGCGAUGCGUUUUGUGUACCACGGCUGCUGCUGGUUGAUAAUCUGUUUUUUUAUUUAUAAAGAAAGUUUGUGUUUGUAUAUUAUUUAUUAUAUGUAUUGGUGUUAUUGGAAAUGAGGGUUUUUUGUAGUUGAAGUUGAGUGAGAAGAUGGUGAAGAGGUGUUUGUGGGUGUAAUACUUGAGUUCCCAACAUUAGAAAGGAAUUUUAUACAAGUAAAAUUCAUGUCAACAGUGUAACUCAUCUUUUGAUUUUUUUUGAAUAACAGGUUAAAUGUGUAUU
This is a messenger RNA of Lactuca virosa, 3161 nucleotides long. The record is from the annotation of a GenBank genome assembly. Lineage: Eukaryota; Viridiplantae; Streptophyta; Magnoliopsida; Asterales; Asteraceae.